Hydractinia symbiolongicarpus is the source of this 2805-nucleotide messenger RNA. Its product is annotated as ankyrin-3-like. The transcript has 2 exons. The record is from RefSeq and is a predicted model, not a curated record. The coding region runs from base 1511 to 2362 and encodes 283 amino acids. Gene Ontology annotation, molecular function: protein binding. NCBI's taxonomy places the organism in Eukaryota, Metazoa, Cnidaria, Hydrozoa, Anthoathecata, Hydractiniidae.
CUUUUCACAAUGUUUAGUUCUACAAUUCAAAUUACAUAUAUGUCAUAUAUGUUAUUUUUUGCUGAGCUAAUUUAAAUCAUCUAAUUAUAAAUUAAGGUUCAGCGAUAACUUGGCGACAUCUUUGUUAUUUUGUUAUCAAGAACGAUAAAAGAAGAAAAUAGUAUCAGCAGGGUUAAAAAGUUUUUCAUAUGGUAGAGAGACAUGCAAAAGCAGUAAAGAGUAGACUUUUAAUUUUAAUUUAUUAUCUUGUUGUUGUUUGUUUGGUUUUUGCUGUUGUUGUUGUUUUGCGAUGUUCCUCUUCUUGUUUUUGUUAUUGUGGUGGUUUUUUUGUUGUUCUAUUGUUGGUUUUGUUGUAGUGUUAUUAUCGUAUCUUUAUUAUGUUUGUUCUUGAAUGUUAAGAGGUCUUCAUUACGUCAUGGAGAUCUCUCAUCAUUAGGCUUAAUCCACAUACACUUUUUUAUAUAAAAGUGGUGGAAAAUGGGAACUAAGGAAACCAUAGAUUUGUCUUUUUGCGGUAAAAUAUACUGGAAACAUAAGCCAUAAGUUUUAUUUUGCGAAACUUGUAAUGCGUAGGUUUUGGGUUGCAAAAAGUUGUAAUGGUGAGAAGGAAACUUUAGAUACGAAGACAAAAUAGGGAUACCUCAAACUAAGUCUAAAUUUCUAUUUUUAUAAAAAUCAAUCAAGGGGUCAUCCAUAAAGGACGUCAGCACCUUAGUGAAGAAAGGGUUAGGGAACAACCGAGGCAAAAUCGGACAUAGGGAGAGAGGGGGUUCAGCCGUGAGCAGAAAUCCUGUAGAGAAUUUUUUUUGCAUUUCUAGUUGAUUUAGUUGUCUUUUUAGAGAGAAAAUAACAUUAUACAAGUCAUUUUGAUAUUUACAUGAGAAGCAUUUUAAAUAGAGAAUUCUUAGUAGUUUUUUUAUUGUCUAGCAAAAGGUUUUCAACCAAAAAGCUGUACUAAAUAUCACAAUUUGCGUCCACAUGGAAAUAGGGAAUGGGGUGUUAAAAAAUAGGCAGACGAGUACGGGCGAAGGGGUUAAUAAAUCGGCAAAAUUUUGUAGAUUCUUUUUAUGUAUAGCCCUUAACACAGCAUGGCGUGCGAUAAUACAUGAAACGAAUAACAUAACAUAAACCAAAUGAAUCGCUUUUGUCAGAUAUUGAGACAAGAUUAACAUGAUGAUGUCAUUAGCCACAGAACUUAAUGUCUUUGAUGCGACUCUGGACAGUUAAAAUUGUUCUUUGCGUGUUUUGAAGCUUUAUGUUCUAUGCCCGUAUUACGUUAAUGUAAAUUAAAUCGUUUCUGAUUGAUAGUAAUUAACAUGAAAUAAGGAGUAAUCUCACUUCGCCUCUGUAAAAAUAUAGAGCAUUGAUUUAAAGCACGAACCAUUGAUAUUUUGCUAGGUCCCAUGCUGAUUUCAUUCUUAUUAGGCUUAGCACACAAGGAUAAGCUUUUAAACACUUCAUCUUAGAGGUUUUUUUACGACGUUGCUUGAGAGAACUUGCAGCUACCAUUAUGAUCAAAGUAAAAGAAGCUCUGCGCAAGGUGUCUUUGUCAGGAAAAAGAAGAGAUUCAGAUCCUCCUCCGCAGAUCAUAUAUGAAGAUAGUAAAACAGUACCACUACCAGUAUCGAUAUCUAACACGAAGGAGUUGUCAGGCUCUUAUCCUACGUUAAACGAAUUGACGGAUAAUCAAAAUAUAUCUUACGAAGAAAUAUUAAACAUUCGGAAAAUUACUUCCCCUCGGAGAAAAUCGGAAAACCUGAUAGAUUUCCUCAAUCUCGAUUGUAAGGGCGCUGAACUUUCGGCUCUGCUAGCAGAGAACAGUGAUAAAGAAAAAGAACCGCUUAGAAAAACUAAAAGUUAUUGUGACAACCGAACGUCGGCGAUACCAACACGCAGAAACUCUCUCCAGGGGUUACUAUUAAAACAGAGCAAAAGCUCUAAAUUGCGGACCCGAAGGGCAAACAUGACGCAUUCGUACGAACCAAACAAAUUACUUUCCAAAGCUAUAGCAGAUGGUUACGCUGAUCUUGUUGUUGGCUUGCUUCAAAGUGGUCAGGUGAACAUCAACAAAUUAAACAGUGAUGGAUACGCGCCAUUGCAUUUAGCAGCGUUCGAAGACAAAGCUGAUAUAAUUCGAAUUUUAAUAAAUCAUGGUGCUUUUAUUGACAUUUUGGAUAGUACAGGUUUCUCUCCGUUAGAGGUGUCCGUAAAUGAAGGCUCCUUUGAGUGCGCCCAAGUUCUUAUUGAAAAUGGUGCGGACCAGACUCUGAUUUUGGAUGGACACUUUGAUAAACGGAGAAGUCGAGCCUCUUCCAUGGAUGAUGAAUAUCAAAAAUAUUUAAAAACAAAAGCUAGGCAAUAGUUCUUAUCUGGUAAACAUGUUUUUUAUGCACUCUAUCUACAACAAAACAUCGACAAUCUAGAAAAAAAUAGCCAGAAUGCUGAAUUGGUGUUGACAAAAUUUCAAUUUCUUUCUUGAAUUUCUUCAUUUCUUUUCGCAGUUAACUCUACCUAGCAUUGAUUUCGGGUUUUUCCUCUUACAUAAUUUGGAGUUUUUUACUUUUAUAUAAAAAAGCUUGUAUUGAAAUAUCUAGGUUAGUUAAUUUGCACUUUUCAUUUUUAAAAUUACAUUUAUAACGAAAGUUUUUUAUUGGAUUAGAUAUUCCUUAUCCAAUUUACCGAAUUAAACCAUACAUGUGAUCCAAGCUUUGCGAGACGUAUACUUCGAGGUGGCACAAUGGUAACCGCUGAUAGACAGGGCGUAAUCAAUAGGGAAAAAGUAGUGAUACAUCAAGAUGCAUGAAA